This is a messenger RNA of Helicoverpa armigera (cotton bollworm), 1689 nucleotides long. RefSeq names its product proton-coupled amino acid transporter-like protein pathetic. Gene Ontology annotation, biological process: amino acid transmembrane transport. Lineage: Eukaryota; Metazoa; Arthropoda; Insecta; Lepidoptera; Noctuidae. Bases 184 to 1689 code for a protein of 501 amino acids. Gene Ontology annotation, molecular function: L-amino acid transmembrane transporter activity. The transcript is spliced from 10 exons. The record is from RefSeq and is a predicted model, not a curated record.
UGCAGUUUUGUCAUUUUUUGCGCUUGUUAACCUUCUAUCUUCUUUAUAGUUUUAUUUUUAGUUUUGAUAUAAAUAUAUUGUUAUUUUGUACAAAUAUUAUAUAUUUGUUUUUUAAGGAUCCAUAAAGCGACUUAAAGUAAAGCCUAUUCAUUUCCUGAGUUUGAGUGACCUCUCUACAUAAAAAUGUUUAAAAAGAAGGCUAUAAAACAUAUAGAGGCACCACCAGCUGCUGAAACCAUGGCGAUACCCAGUUACUUCGGUGGUUUCGGUCCACCGGCGAGGUUUAGACAAAGGAAAAAGAAUGAAGAUGCCGUAACUUAUGACUAUCGAUUAGCCAGACACAACCUGCCGCAUCCUAACAAUAUAAAAGAAUCGGUAAUACAUCUGUUAAUGUUCGGCGCUGGCUCCGGGUCUGUGGCUGCUCAUGCUGGCUAUAUGUCCUGUGGCAUUUGGGCUUCUUUAGCAGUAAACAUGCUAAUAUCGAUGACCGUCAGUUACUGUGUUUGUAGUCUAGUAUGGUCAGCCCAAAGGCUGUAUGGUCGUAUACAACACCCCCAGCUGUCGUAUCCGGAUACAGCAGAAGCUGCGAUGCUUCUCUCAAAGUGGCGAUGGACAAAAAGAUUUGCCAGACCUUUUAGGUACAUAGUAGAAGUCACUUUAAGCCUACACUGUUAUGCGUCAUGCGUCGUCCUGCUCAUCAUGAUUAGCAGGAAUUUGAAGGAACUGGUGGAAGGAGAUGAGAACUUGAGCGAUGAUGGAAACCCCCCACUCAGAGUGUAUAUACUAUCCAUGAUGUUACCAUGCAUGGUGGUCUGUAUGGUUUCCAAUUUGAAAUAUCUGGCACCCUUCGCACUCAUUGCUGUUAUAUAUUGCGUUGCCGUCAUGGUGAUGACAGUAUGGUAUGCAUGCAAGAAUGAUAAACUGAUGCCCUGGGACCGGCCUUCUUAUAAAAACAUGAUGGGUUUCGUCAGACUGAUUGGUAUGUGUAUCUUCGUGACUGAAACAGCAUCCGUGGCGUUACCUAUAGAAAAUAAUAUGAAUACGCCCAAGAAGUUUCAUUACGUCAUGGUUUCAGCUAUGCCUAUAGUUACCCUUUUAAUGAUGACCAUAGGAUUCUGUGGAUACUGGAAUUAUGGGGAAAUUGCGUUCUCUCCUAUAACCGUACAUUUUCCAUUUGAUCCCUUCUCAAUUCAGUUGAAAGUCUUCCUUUGCAUUUUGCUGUACGUAAUGAUAGCAAUUUACUCCUACUGCGCUUUUGAUGUAGAAUGGUUCUAUUUCAAGAGGCUGCACAAACCUGCAAACUACUGGUUUUGGGAGAGGGUAUAUAGAAGCCUUCAUGUGGUCGUCAUUGAUCUGAUUGCUUAUGCAGUACCGACUGUCUCUGGGACUAUGUCUAUAAUUGGCUGUAUGUUUACAAAUCCCAUAGUUUUCUUCUAUCCUCAGUUGAUUGAAAUGUUAGUAUGUUGGGAUUAUCCAGGUUUGGGAAGACAUAAUUGGAGGCUGGUAAAAUGCAUUUUCAUAAUGUUUAUUUCUUUAGUAAUCAUGCUUGGAGGAACUGGUUUGAACGUAUACCGAAUGAUAUAUGAUAUGUAUAUUAAACCGCGUGGCAGAGUAGUUUCUAAUGCAACAACGGAAAGUAAUUUCUUUGAUAUCACUGGUAGACUCCGGUCUUUUAACGGUGAUUAUUAA